Panicum virgatum (switchgrass) is the source of this 1225-nucleotide messenger RNA. RefSeq lists its product as uncharacterized. The transcript has 3 exons. Gene Ontology annotation, molecular function: zinc ion binding. The record is from RefSeq and is a predicted model, not a curated record. The coding region runs from base 400 to 1005 and encodes 201 amino acids. Lineage: Eukaryota; Viridiplantae; Streptophyta; Magnoliopsida; Poales; Poaceae.
GAGAAGGGCCUGUUGGGCUCAUUUCUUCUGUAUGGGUGGCCUAUUAGGCUAGAACGCCCAUCUUCUCGACCGGCAAAAACAACACCGCCGACGGGACCUCGCCGCCCAUCUUCUUCUGAUCUCUUUCUUCCUCCGCAUCCACUGCCGCGACGGGACCUCGCCGCCCCACUGCCGCGACGGGACCUCGCCGCGGCGCGACCUCGCCGCCCCACUGACGCAACCUCGUCGGCUGUGCCGUGGGAGCUCCGGCCCCCUCGCAUCACCUGCUGGCGGGCCCGUGAGCUAGGGUUUGAAACCCUAGCUCCGUUCGCCGCGGAUCUCGGCGGCCUCCUCCGCCGAGCUCCUCGCAGCCCCGCGACGCGAUAUCGUCGGCCGUGCCGCCUGAGGCUAUUUGAGGAGAUGCCGUCAUCGUCAUCGUCAUCCUUACUCUCUGGCUCCAAUACUGCGAGUGCUGAGCUUCCUCUAAUCCCUUGCAAGCUCUGCAAUGGGGUGGUGAUUGAGCGGGUCUCCAAACAACCAGAAACCACGUCGAGGAAGUUCUACCGGUGCAGAGCCAAGAAAACGGAUGGGUCUCAAUGUGAUUUUUUCCACUGGCAAGCGAGCUAUGCUGUUUUGUUAAUCGAGGAUGGGUUUGUCAGUGGUGACCGACGCCUUGAGUUGUUAAUGAUCGCACUUAAUGAUCAUGGCAAAGCCGUUGAAUCUCUAACCAAUUCCAUCAGAGAGAUGAAGAAAAAGCUGUCCAACCUGGAGUUAGUGAUGGAAGAGCUGGAUAACGUGAAAAAGUCGAUGAAGGCAGCCAUGGUUGAAAUUGAGGAAAACAAGAAAUCGACAGCUGCUGCAUUGAAACUGAUGGAGAAUGAGCUGCAAAAGCUGAAAGGGUCAACUAAAGUGAAACCUAGGAAUAUGGCACUGUGUUUUCUGCUUUUGGCGUUGAUUGGGUGGUUUGUGAUGGGACAGAUGAAUUGGGGGGAGGAAGCAUCCAGCCGAUUUAUGCUGAGAGGCUAAUGAACUUAGGAUGGACUUUUGUAUAGCUAGAUGUAAUCAGAACUGGUUUAUAUUUUCUCUGCUAACAUGGCGUAGUAGCCAGGACACUUUGCUGUCGAUUAUUAUUUGAACUCCAUGUUGUACCUUUUGUGAACACAUUCAUUUCCUCCACCCUCGGGUACAAAUUUCUCUCUAAUUGCACUGUUAAUAAGUAACAUGAUGUAUGGGGCAUGAUUGAAAA